Messenger RNA from Paramecium octaurelia, 3122 nucleotides. The record is from the annotation of a GenBank genome assembly. Lineage: Eukaryota; Ciliophora; Oligohymenophorea; Peniculida; Parameciidae.
AUGAAUGAGAAAAAGAAAUCUGUGUUUUUUGACAAAAGGGACGAAAAUUACAUUCAUUUAACUUCGCCAAUUUACUUUUUAGAGAUGUUUACAAAAAAGAAAAUAAAGUGUGAUGUUAUUAUACCUCAGACUAUUAUUUUUUCAAAAGGUACAGCGACAUUAUGGUUAUUCAAUUCAAAGACAUCUCCUACUCCACUUAUAUUAAAAAAGAACUCAAAUAAAUUGAAUUUUGUAGAAAUUUGUAGAGUCUUAUGCAGAGUAAAACAAAAUGAAGAUUUUCGAAUUGAUACCUUAACUACUCUAUUAGACAUUAUCAAGGCUGGCAAGAAUGAAAUAAGUGCGUUUGCGAGAAUAAGUAAAUCAAAAAAAUCAAUUACAAAAGUUGAUUUGGUGAAAAUGUUUUUAGAUGGAAAUGUUAGUGGUUUAUAAAUAUUGCAGGAGCAUUUAGAGAAUUAUUCAAAAGCAGGUAUUAAAAAUCUUAUACGUUAGAUGAAUUAUUUUACGUCGAAUACAGACAAGAUGUUAUUAAUUUGCCUGUCAGUUAUAGAUUUUUUAAAAAAUCAACCUAGAAAUAAGUAAUAUUGUAGCCUUUACAAAAGAAAUUAUCAUAAUUGCACAUAUAAUAAUAGACAUAGCAUUCCGACAGUUAUGAUGAAAGUAAUAAAAAUGAUUAAGUUGAGUAUGUGGAUUGCAUGUUUAAAUUCUUUGAUAAUUCAAUGAAUUAAACAUUAUCCAAAGUAAUUGAAUAAUUGUAAAUUUUAGAUUGUCAAAAAGAUAGUUGAUUUUUUGGAAAAAGCUUACAAAGUGAGAGUUAAGAAAUUGGUUGCUAAAUUUAUGCAAAAUGAUCAGUAGAUGAUAUAUUUCCUUGGUUUGAAGGAAUUGUUAGUUGAUUUUCAGGAAAAUGCUCCAUAUGAAAUUUAAAGCAUGAAAAAUGAAUUAAAGGACAAUAGUUCUUUUGAAAAUUUCCUAAUCCUAAUAAAAAUGUUUACGAGAUUGAGAGAUAAAAAACCAAUGAAGAUACCUUAAACUAUCUAUGAAGAUGAUAAAGAAAUCAGUCAAAAAUUAUAUAAGAAUCUCAUAGUAUAAAAGUGCGUUGGUGAUUUUUGUGAUUACAUAAUGGAAGAGAAGAAUAGAGGUCCACUUUAAAUACGUAAAAAUAUUGUUACAGAUUACAAGAAAUACUUUGGGAAUAAAAAGAUGAAUGAAGAGAAGUUUACAGUUACUUUACCACAUGAGAUCUCUUUUUAAUUGAUACUUAGAACAAGGGAAUGUUCCCAAGAAGUGAUAGAGGUGCUAAUGAAAAAUAAGAUAUUCACAAGAAACUCAAAGCAUCAUUUUUAAGAGUUUGAUAAAAUUAAUACUGAUGAAGAAUACCCAUUUAAAUUCAACAAAACAGAAGUGUAUAAUCUACCAAAUCUCUAUAAAACUGUUAAAAUAUGUAAAAAUUGUUUCGUUGUCUACUCUUUGGCUAGCAAAUAUUUUGAUCAGAGAUUAUCUAACGAUUUACAAUAAAAACAAUGGAUGAAAAGGGAUUCAUCCUCCUUAGCCUAACAAAAAACAAGUUUAAAUGCAUCGAAUUAGUAAUUAUCAUAAUUAGAGAGGUCUAACAUAAAAAGAAAUGAUUCAAGGAUUAGAUAAGACCAAAAUUAAUCAUUAUAAAAAAUAAAAACUCAAGCCUCUUAAAACAAUGCAGAAAAAGAUUAAAGUGAAAACAGAGUUAGAAAAAUAUAGAGUGCAAAACAAUUCAGAGUGAUACAAUCUGCUCAUUCCUAGGCUCCAAAAACAUUUAAAUUAUUUAUGCCUAGCUAAUAACCUCAAUUGGAAAACACAAAACGAAAUUCUUCAAGUUCUAAAACUAAUAAUAUUGACAUAAACAGAUUAACUAUGGGCUUUCUUAAUUACACUAAGCCUCCAAAACCAAAUAAGAUUUAAUCUGCAAAAUAACAAUCUGGGAGACUUCAAUCUUAAAGAAGUUAAAUGGAAUCUUAACAUUUAAAGAGAUCAGAUAGUUAAUCAGAUUAAUUUUAAAGGAAUAGAAUCAAUAAAAGUUAGAGAUAGUUGAAUUCAAACAGAUAAUCCUUCUUUUAGGGGAAACUAAGAGUGAUCGAAGUCCCAUAAACUCAAUAUAGUUUAUUAGAUGUUUGCCAACUCUAUGAUUUAGAAUACCCCCCUGAAAGUGUUCCAGAUAUAUUUUUGGAGUCAGUAAAUUACUUUUGCUUUGAAUAGUGUGCUAUCCCAUAUUUAAUAUUACAACACUAGGAAGAGGAUUAAGAAUUUAAUAAGGACAAUUAAAGUGGAUUAGAUCUAACAGAGAAAGAGCAUCAAAUAGUGAUAUUUUUGGGAGAUUUCUUUGAUAAUUCCUUUGAAUAUCUAGACAUUAUGUAAUAGAAUAUUAAACCUAACACAACUAUCUUAUUGAUGAAUUUGCCAGGUACAACUAUUAUUUUCAUUGUAGGGUAGUCCUAUACAGUGUUCGAUCCAAACAUAAUUCAAGACAAUUUAGAUAUUUCUUUAUUGUUGGAUUCACUGCUGUUUGAACUAUGUUAGAAGGAUAUCAUUAAAAAUAAUGACAUCUAUAAAUUCAUUGGAUAUGGAUAUGGUGGAUUCUAAGUAUUAAGUUACAGUAAUAAAUUAUACUAAAUUAGUGGCACAUGUACAGAGCAAUCUUCCUAGAAUUGGAGGUCUCUUAAUAAUCAAUGCGUUUUGCGAAAUAGAUGAUAUGUUGACAGAUACAUUGAAGAAAUCAAAGGAAGUAUUCUAAACUUGCCCAAAUGACAUGCCUGAAUUGGGAUUCCACUUCUGGAAUUCCCUCAUUUAGUCUCAUGAAGAAAAGUAAGAUCCACGAUAUAACCCAAUCUCUUUGAAUGGAAGAUUACACAUAAUAAACGGUAUAUUUUUUAAAAUUCAAUUAAGGCUUAAUUAAGUCAUAAAAUGUUUGGAAUUCCUGCGGUUAAGAAAUCCCCAUUAAGCUUUAUCACGGUCUUAAGAAUUGUGUUGUCAAUAUAAAGCAAGCUCAUCUAAUUAAAAAUAGUUCUUCUUCAAGUAACUCUUGUGAAAUGAAUUUAAUUAAUUUUGGGCACAAACUUUAAAAUUUAGAAGAAUUGUUAUUUGAAUUCCUCUGA